This is a messenger RNA of Penicillium lagena, 336 nucleotides long. Its product is annotated as ubiquitin-related modifier 1. Gene Ontology annotation, biological process: tRNA thio-modification; protein urmylation. The transcript is spliced from 3 exons. Lineage: Eukaryota; Fungi; Ascomycota; Eurotiomycetes; Eurotiales; Aspergillaceae. Bases 1 to 336 code for a protein of 111 amino acids. The record is from RefSeq and is a predicted model, not a curated record. Gene Ontology annotation, cellular component: cytoplasm; nucleus. Gene Ontology annotation, molecular function: protein tag activity.
AUGGCUCAAUCUGCACCAGGAGACGGGGGUAUCUCCAUUGCCGUUGAGUUUACUGGCGGACUGGAGCUCCUUUUCUCCAACGAGCGCAAGCACAACGUCACCCUACCAGCUAGCUUAGACGACGGCACCCGGCCAAACAUCGCCUAUCUGCUUCGUUACUUGGUCGAUAAUGUCAUGCAAGAUCAGCGGAAAGAGAUGUUUAUCAUGGAGGACAAUGUUCGGCCGGGCAUUCUGGUGCUUAUCAACGACGCCGAUUGGGAAUUGGAAGGCGAGGAGAAGUAUGAGCUGCAGCAAGGAGAUAAUAUUGUUUUUGUCUCGACACUACAUGGAGGCUAA